GGGAGGCGCCCCCAACUUUUGAGAAAUUGGUGUGGGGUUUAUAAGCCCAUCUUAUUCAAGAAUAAUUAUGCACAGACGCCACCAUCUUCUACCAUAGAGGACGCAGAAAUAAGACAAUACAGCAUAUAAGGGAUCCCACCUCUUCUGUACGGAUAUUGCGCAUCGCGCCUAUUCAGCUGGUCGUUGAUUGCAACAACAGGUUUCUGGGCAUGGCUAACCCUCCAUCUUACUCGGAAGAAUAUCUUCGGCAGACGCAACAGCCUGUGAUCUAUGGCAUUUGCUCAGCUCUCAUAGUUACCGAGACCCUUGCAGUGGUACUACGCAUUGUGUCAAAGGUAGUAGGUCGUUUGAGAUGGGGAAUAGAUGAUUUAUUUAUUGCUCUGGGACUUUUGAUCAAUCUAGCCAUUAAUACUUGUGCCAUAGUGGACGCAAAAUAUGGUGGUGUUGGCCUACACGAAGCUCGAGUACUACAAAUUAAUCCCGGCAUGCUUAAUGUUUGGGGGCACAUGAUUAUCAUAAUCCCAAUCCUGUAUCUGGCCGCUGUGGUACCUCCCAAACUAGUUCUGUUACAUCUGUACUUAUCUAUCUUCACUCAGAAAGCCUUUCGCCGAAGUUGUUACGGAGUUGCAGUUGUGGUGCUGACGAAUUGGUUCGCGAAUACCAUUGCCGCUUUUCUUUCAUGCCAACCAUUGAGCUUCUAUUGGACCCAGGAAGGGCACUGCUUUGAUGUUAACCAGUUCUUUCGUUGGGGUUCAUUCGCCAAUAUCGUGACUGAUGUGGUGAUGUUGAUUCUACCAAUGCCGUCAAUUUUGGAGCUCCAGAUAUCAUUACGGUUGAAAUUGGGUAUCCUCGUGACCUUCAUCCUAGGCAGUCUUGGUCUGAUUACUUCAAUUGUUCGCUUCUACGAGUUCUAUGUUACCAACGCAGAGGUCGAUGGGACUUGGUCGGGUGCCACCUUGGAUCUCUGGUCAGCUGUUGAACCUGGCAUCUAUCUCAUCACCGCGUGUAUCCCCAGUUAUCGGCCACUCAUCCGGUUUUUCCAGAAGAGGAACAAAGGAAGCGUGCCGUCAAUGCCUAGCGAUCCUGGGAGUUCCGUUGGAGGAUUACAUAGUCGGUCCAGCCCAGCAUACGAAAUGUCAACGGGGAGACGAUUUAAACGUCUAGGUAGUUACAAAGGCAUGGAAGAGGACGUUGUCGGACUAGUCGACGUGGGUGUGCACCAUUCGAGACCCGAGGCCGGAAAAAUAACGGUUGAUCGCGAGUUUCAUGUCCGUAGAGAUUGACGUGUCUGAGAUAGAUUAUUAUAUGAAUGUCAGUUGUACAGUACGC
Molecule: messenger RNA, 1329 nt
Organism: Talaromyces proteolyticus
Lineage: Eukaryota; Fungi; Ascomycota; Eurotiomycetes; Eurotiales; Trichocomaceae
Exons: 3
Coding region: 210-1283 (357 amino acids)
Source: RefSeq, a predicted model, not a curated record